AUGGCUGCUGCAGAGCCUGGGAGAAAACUGUACAGAGUGGUUGUUGUGAGCUUUGGACUCCUGUGUAUCUUACAAGCUGCUCUCAUCAUUUUCCUGUGUCUUGCUCUCUAUAACAAGAUACUGGACCUUGAGGCCAGCUUUAAAACCCUCACUGAGGAGAGAGAUGAGCUGAGGAAGAAGCUGAUUGACUUUGACCAAUCUUACAGUACCAGCUACAAACGCCUGACCGAAGAAAGAGACACGUUGAAGAAGAACCUGAGUGACUGUGAUAAGAAGACACUGGACCUUGAGGCCAGCUUUAAAACCCUCACUGAGGAGAGAGAUGAGCUGAAGAAGAAGCUGACUGACUUUGACGGUUUUGACAGUACCAGCUACAAAGGCCUGACUGAAGAAAGAGACACGUUGAAGAGGAACUUGAGUGACUGUGAUAACAAGACACUGGACUUUGAGGCCAGCUUUAAAACCCUCACUGAGGAGAGAGAUGAGCUGAAGAAGAAGCUGACUGACUUUGUUCACUACUCCCAACAAGGAUGGAAGUAUUUCAACGGUAGUUUCUAUUAUAUUUCUUCGAACAUGAAAACCUGGCAUGAGAGUAGAACUGACUGUCUGCAAAGAGGGGCGGACCUAGUGGUUGUCAACAGCAGAGACGAACAGGAAUUCAUAAAUCAAUACCGAAUGAGGAUAUGGAUUGGACUGGCUGACAGCGAGGGAGAGGGGACGUGGAAAUGGGUGGAUGGGACUCCGGUAACAACAAGCUUCUGGAUCUCUGAGGAGCCUAACGAUUAUGAAGGACGAAAUGAAGACUGUGUAGAAACAAGGUUCUUCAAUGAGGAAAAUGGCUGGAAUGAUGUAAUAUGUGGAGAGAAAAAGCUAUGGAUCUGUGAAAAGAAAAUGUUUCUCUAACUCAGCUUACACACCACCAUGGCAUCUACUACUAUAUAUAACUACUGUAUGUUUAAGACAUGAAGAUAAGAUGCAUUUACCACUUUCAGCUAAAGACAGCACUGAAACAUGAUCAUUGCUAAGCUGCAGGCAAAGUGGCAUCAGACACAAAUAUCUAACUUGGUUUAGAAAAUGAUAGACUGUAAUGUGUCCAUACUUUGAUUAAUUUCUAAUACAUGUUAUCGCUAAAUAAAAGUGUUUUGUUGUCAUCAUAAGAAUGGGACAGACAGCACAGAGUCUCACCAGGUUAAACUUCAUUCUGUCACCUCCCACACUGCAUUAUAUCUUAAAGGAUAGGUCCACAAUUUUUAAAAUCUCUUUUCUUUUUUUCAAUUUUGAUAAAGAGAAGAAAGAAAAUGUGUACAUGCGAAACAUAUGUGCUUAGUCUCACAUAUAUAAACUUUUGAAGAAUUGAACCAGUUUAUUAUCGAACAAACUGGAAGGCCUGAAAGUAUAAUUAAUAUAAUAAUAAUAAUAUAAUUCUUGACCUUUUCUCUUUCCAUAAAUAUAGUGAGAUUAUGCAAUGAAGUUUCUCCAACAGGAGGCGGAUAAAAAAGCAUUGAACUAAAGAAAUUUAUCCUGAGAAGAAGUUCAAUUUUAUAAUCGAUUUUUUACCAGAAAAAAAUAUUGAUAAAUUUCUCCAUCUCAAUCAAUCUGACUCUAUAGAUUAAAAAAGAGAAUUAAAAAUAAUUAUUUCAGAUGGGAAACCAACCACCAAUUUUUCAAGCCUAUCUUAAAACAGUAGUCAGGUGUGUGUGUGUGUGGCUACGUUGAAACAGUUUUAACUUGCCGUCAUCGUUCCUCCUGUCUGUAACGGCCCCAAGGAGAUCUCUUCCUAACGUGAUUUCAAUGUAAGAAAAUAGUGGACAAAAUCCACAAAAUCCUGUGUAAUCUGCAGCAAGUGAGUAUCUUCCAAAGUUACAAUCUUUUAGUACGACAUUCUUUCUUUGUGUUACUGUCCCUAAACUGCAGAUUAGCAAAGGAUCAGUGGCUCAUAUUAACUUCAGCUGAAUUUAAGAAUGAAUUUUUACAAAGUACGAGGACGUGUGGAUUUUGUCUCCCAUUGCUUACAUUGGAAAUGUGUCAAGAAGGGAUCUUUUCACAGUCAGUGUGGACAGGAGGAGACUUGUUUCCAUUGUGGUCCCUGAUGUAAAGACAGUAGUGAUGCAGGAGUCCAGGUGCCAUAAAAUCCAGGAACCACGAUCAUGGCUAAAAGUGUAUUAGGUCCACCUAGAGCUGAAACUUAUACAGUAAUACAGCAGCCCAGCAACAAAUCCACCCUUCAUGAAGGUUAUAAUGUUUAGUUUGUGUUGAAGCUGUUUUUGAGAGGUGUUGACUCAACAUCAUGGUCAUUUUGUAGGUUGUGUCCCUGUUGAAUUGUAUUACAUUAUUGUGAAAAGUGUUUGUAAUAUUUAGUCUACCAUCGUUGAUACAAAUGUAGAGGACAAUGUGACUUUAACUUCUUUGCACUGGUUGUCGUUUUCUUUCAAAAUCCUUUUAAAAAUAAAAAUAAAAUCUUACUAAUUAUGUACAAGGUUGAUUCAGUUUUUAACACUGUCGCCUUUCGUUGUGGACUUUGUACAUUCUCAGUGUGUCUGUGUGGGUUUCUUUGGGUCUCUGGUAUCUUCCCACAGUCCAGACUCCAGGUUAAGCUCAAAGGGUGACUGAAUUUUUGCUGGUGCUUGCUAUCUUAUAAUCUACCUUCUAUUGCUUUUAUCUAUUUUUAAUCUGUUGAUACAGAUCCAGUUUUAUUUCUAUGUGUCUAAACAUUGUUGUGUUCACUCCU
Messenger RNA from Thunnus maccoyii (southern bluefin tuna), 2728 nucleotides. RefSeq names its product CD209 antigen-like. Bases 1 to 903 code for a protein of 300 amino acids. Gene Ontology annotation, cellular component: external side of plasma membrane. Gene Ontology annotation, biological process: biological process involved in interspecies interaction between organisms. Lineage: Eukaryota; Metazoa; Chordata; Actinopteri; Scombriformes; Scombridae. Gene Ontology annotation, molecular function: D-mannose binding; fucose binding. The transcript has 10 exons. The record is from RefSeq and is a predicted model, not a curated record.